Mercenaria mercenaria is the source of this 6734-nucleotide messenger RNA. RefSeq names its product serine/threonine-protein kinase PAK 4-like. The record is from RefSeq and is a predicted model, not a curated record. Gene Ontology annotation, cellular component: cytoplasm. NCBI's taxonomy places the organism in Eukaryota, Metazoa, Mollusca, Bivalvia, Venerida, Veneridae. Bases 156 to 2171 code for a protein of 671 amino acids. The transcript is spliced from 10 exons. Gene Ontology annotation, molecular function: ATP binding; protein serine/threonine kinase activity. Gene Ontology annotation, biological process: protein phosphorylation; regulation of MAPK cascade; intracellular signal transduction.
GAGCUAUGAUUAACUGGUGUAACUUUGUGAACUUGCAGUGGAAUUAAGGUGUGGAUAAGGGCUUGUAGACGAAAUAUUGAAUAUUUCGAAGGAAUAAAUCCUGUACUGUUUUCGGAGAUUUAAUUAGUGUCUCUUGAAUGUAAGGUUGAUAAAAAAUGUUCAAAAAGAAAAAGAAGCCAGAGAUAUCUGGCCCCAUCAAUUUUGAGCAUCGUGUUCACACUGGGUUCGAUCACCAGCAUGGUCGCUAUGUGGGUUUGCCCUCACAGUGGCAGGGAAUCGUUAGUGCGGAGACUACAGAUAGGAGACGACCCAUGAUUGACCCUUCCAGUAUCACACCAGUAGAAAUACAACCUCUGAAGACAAUUAUCAGAGGAAAUUCCAUGAUGCAAGUAAAUGGUGCAAAUUCCAAUGGUACCUUUGGAGGUAUAUCAGUGGCCAGGUCAAACUCAUUAAGAAAUACCAGUCCACCGUCUCGCCGGAAAUACCAGCCAGACCAGAACUACCCGCCUGUGCCAGAAGAUGGUCAUAUGGGCCAAAUGGGGAACAGAGGUCCACAAGGGGGUCCACACCCUCAGUACCCAGGGCCUCCCCCAUAUAAUAGAGAAAACAGGGACCCGCAUCAAGAACAGUAUAAUAGACGUGACAAUAGGGACCCUAGAAACUCUAAUAUGUAUCCAGAAAAAAAUAAUCAUCAAAGAGACAUGAGGGAUAACCAUUAUCCUAAUGACAGAUCUGAUUUCAGAGAUGGAUACCCAGACGGAAGAUUGCAGCCACCAAGGGAUGAUUAUCGGGGUUCACACCCAAAUAGUAGGGACCAGAGUUUUGAACAAGAUAGACGGUCCGAGGACUCCUUUAGGAGACUUAAUGACUCUCAUGAUAGUAGAGAUAUGAUGAUGAGGAGAGAUCCUCACGAAAUGUCACAGCCUCGGCACAAUCAAAUGCCCCCUGGCGGGCGGAGUCCACCACACCAACAGAUGCAAGGUUACCCUGACGAAAGGUUCAAUCAGCAAUACCCUAAUGGAACGUUACCACGGCAGCCACCACAUCAAAAUAUGCAGGGAUAUAAUACUAUGCCUAAAAAUCCACAACAUCAGUAUGAUCGGGGACCAGGAGGUCUGCAGCACAGCCCUGGUGGUAAAAUGUCCAAUCUACAGGUACCUGGAAACCAGUAUCAGCAGCAGCCCCCACACCCUGGCCCCAGAGGCCAAGGACCCCAGACCCCACCUAAAUCACCCCAGCACAAACCUUCCCCAUCACCCGGACCAUUCCCAGAGCAACAGCGCCUUUCACAUGAACAGUUCAGAGCAGCAUUACAAAUGGUUGUUAGUCCUGGUGAUCCCAGGGAUAACUUGGACAAUUUCAUCAAGAUUGGAGAAGGUUCUACGGGCAUUGUAUGUAUAGCAACAGAGAGGAAUUCUGGGCAGAAUGUUGCAGUUAAGAAAAUGGACUUAAGGCGGCAACAGAGGAGGGAACUGUUGUUUAAUGAGGUUGUGAUAAUGCGUGACUACCAUCACCCACAUAUUGUGGACAUGUACGACAGUUUCCUCGUUGGUGAUGAACUUUGGGUCGUCAUGGAGUUCUUACAGGGAGGAGCACUCACCGACAUUGUUACACAUAACAAAAUGGAUGAGACCCAGAUUGCCACUGUUUGUAAAGCGUGUCUGAAAGCCCUUGCAUUUUUACAUUCGAAUGGAGUAAUUCAUCGAGACAUCAAGUCAGAUUCAAUACUCCUGGCGCAUGAUGGCAAGGUAAAAUUGUCCGACUUCGGAUUCUGUGCACAAGUAUCACAGGAGCUUCCAAAGCGUAAAUCACUUGUUGGUACUCCAUAUUGGAUGGCUCCGGAGGUCAUUUCAAGGUUACCUUAUGGACCAGAAGUAGAUAUUUGGUCCUUGGGUAUAAUGGUGAUAGAGAUGAUAGAUGGAGAACCUCCUUUCUUCAACGAGCCCCCACUACAGGCCAUGAGGAGAAUCAGAGAUAUGCCCCCACCGAAAAUAAAAAAUGCUCAUAAGGUUUCUCCACGACUACAAGGAUUCUUGGAAAGAAUGUUAGUGCGAGAUGCCUCUCAGAGAGCUACUGCAUUUGAACUUUUGCAACAUCCCUUCUUGCACAACGCUGAUAAACCAAGUUGCUUGGUAUCAUUAAUGAGGAAUUUUCGAAACAGCCCUUGCUGAUAUGCUUUCAUACAUGUGACACUUUCGGAAAAAGCUGAAAACGUUCAAACAUUGUGAUGUUAUGCCAGUAUAACAGACUAGCAGAUAAACAUGUCACUUCACAACAGAUAUGAAUUCAAAAUUAUUCAGGACCUAACUCUUAUACCCUGCAGCAGUUGUAAUUUCUAAUCAAAAUAUCAGGAGCGUCCAAAGCAUAUGUUUGUGUAUCAAAAGAGCUACAGUAAUCAUCAGAAAUUAACAUAAUGCUACUUUCGGUAUAAGCGGAUGAUAGAUGACAAGCUUGUUAACAUGACAUACAUUCAUUCGGAGCUUACAAAGGAGUUAUUUUCAUCAGUUAUCCAUUCCAUGAUUUUUCUGUCGGAGAGUUUUUUUGUCACAUCCACUAAACAUUUAUGACAUUGUCAGUGAAAAUAACAAUUAAGUUCGUAUAAUUUCACUGUGUUUCUACAUUUGGGCAAUGGCUCCAGGACAGUCUUUCCAUACAAUUAUAAAAGAAGGAUUGAGUGAAGCCUGGCCACUGUAAGACUUCAUAAUGGACAUCUGAGGAUAGAAACAGUUCCUGUAUGCUAAUCAAGAAUGGUGCUUAUUUCAAUCAUAUCGAAUGUGCUAACAUAUCGCAAUACCAUUCUUGCUUGUAAUUUUAAGUUUUUUUUAAUGGGAAUUCUUGUCUUGUACAUUUUGCUGCAAAAGCAGUGUAUUCAAACAUUCAGUCACAUUUUUUACAAUCUUUAUUUCAGAUUAAUAUUAUUGUGAAACUUGAUUUUAUUAUUUACCGAAUUUUGAUAUUUUUCUUUUCGGCAGUUGUGAACCUCGAGUAAAUUUUUCAAAUCGGUUAGUGUUCUAACAAAACCUUCAGACUCCCUAGUGGAAGACUGUUUCGCAAGGUAGACCUUUUUCAUUACUCUAAGUUUGACCAUUUUAGCCAAUGAUCUAUAAAAUAUAACCUAGCAAGGGUUUUCAUAAGAUAAUGGAAUGAACUCUCCUAAAAUAUCCAGACAACCAUAUGAUUGGGACAUUUCUGCACUUUACUAAUAAGCGUCUAUGCAUUUGAUAUAUGUUUUCAAGAAAAAACAGCCAGUUUCGAAAUCAUUGUCCAACAUUCCUUUUCGUUUUUUUGGGGUUUUUUUUUGUGCAAAAAAAAAAAGGUUGGGUACAAUAGGGUUGUGAACAACUUUAAAAAGGUAUUUAUUAACAGGUAGAUCAUUUGAUUCAGUUAACAGUGUUUUUAUGUACUUUAAACGCUGUGAUGUCCAUUGUUAAUGUACAGAAUUUUGCAUUUUAUUUUAUAUUUUUUAUUAUCACGUUUUCAUUGUAUAUAUCAUUUUCCAUUGUAUAUUCUAUCAUUUGUAAAUACCAGUUAGUUCUAAAUACGCAUUCAAGUUAUUUUUUAUAUACAGGUCUGUCAGUUUUUGUUAUAGAUUCUUCCUUGUCUGUUUUUAUCCCUCAUACUGUUGCCUAAUUAUAGAUUCUGCUGUUUGAUGUUGUGUUUUAACUUGAAACAUAUCAAGUUGACAACAAAAAAUCUCAGUAAUUGCACAUUUUAUACAUUUUUUAGACAAAAAUCUGAUUUUGAAUUACCUCUUGCAGAAUUUGUAUUGAUUUCCUGAUUGUUUUCUGUUAAUUAGGAACAAACAAAUACCAGAUGCUUUUCUUUUUCUCUACACCAUUGCAUAUGGGAAAAAUGUUACAAAUUCCACUUAUUUGGUGAAGAACGCUGCUCCACAUAUUUGAUUGUCAGUUUGACAAAUAUUAUAGUUUUGACAUCAUCUGACAAAAAUGAUUACCUUGUUAAGUUAUUAGAAAACAAACUCGAGCAGUAUGUAAGAAUAAGUACACUCUGCAUAACAACUGUGUUCCGAAGAACAUUUUAUGUUUGAGUUUUGGAAUUUUAUUUUUAUUUUAACGAUAGUUCGUGUUUUGUGUGUGUUUACGACCUGUUCUCUGUUCAGAUUGAGAACUGAUAUGGUAUUAAAGUGCUGUGUCUUUAAUGUUUUAUUUAAAGUAGACAACUAAUUUGUUACACCAAUGUGUAAGAUAUGUUGGCCAUGAAAUAUAUUUCGUUUAAAAAAAAAAAACAUUAACCUUUGUGUGAAAAAAAAGAAGAUUAAACGGUCUAUGAAAUUAUUUAAGUGUAUUAUGAGACAUCAUUUUAUUGCUUUUAAACAUAUUUUUUAUGCAAAUAAUACUGCCAGUGUCUUGGUAAUAAUAUUUCUUAGAAAGCAGAUUUAAUUGCCUUAUUUAUUAAAAAAUCUCACUGUGUAAUGUCUAGUAAUAUCGAAGAUUGUUAAAUAGUUAUUUGUUACUCUGAUACGACUAAUUUACUAACUACAAGGUUAUAAAACUUGAGUUUUGGAACCAGUCUCAAAAUGCAAACAUGCUAUUGGUCAGUUUCACUGCAGUGCUCAAAAAGAACCAAUCAGAGUAUUAAAUUUUAAGACUGGUUUUAAAACUAGCUUUUAUAGCCUUGAAUCAUGUUUGCUCACAAAUGCAUAAUUGGAAGAAAAACUUCAUUUAUUUCAGUGUAUACAUAUAACUAAGUAUCCUGUCCAUAGUUAAUCCCUGCCAUUAGAUGUCUUAUAUCGAUGUUGAAGCGUUUUUCUGUCACUGUAAAUAUGUACAGCACCCAACGUGGCAUCUAGAGAUAUUAAAAGCUUAUGAUGAACAAAUUUAGUAGUUUCUGACCAAGUUUUUGUAAAUAGAAGUUUAUUUCUUUCUACUUUAUUACAGAUAUAUUCCACGUCUCAUCUUAGUUUAUAAGUAGAUAAGCAUUUAAUGUAACUUAAAAGUAACACAUUUUAGGUGUUUUGCUUACUAGUUUUAUUUACUACACUGCUUUGCAUUGCAACAGAAAUGAGCAUAAGUUGCACGUCAGCCAGAUUGAAAAAUUAACUGCUUGAUUUUUUUUAAAGACACAAAGGCAUCUGAAGGGCUAAAAAUACAUUUUCUCAAAAAAUAAUUAUAUCGGUGAUAUAUUAAAAUGUUACUCAGUAAAAAAUAAAAGUUUAAAACAAACCAGUAAAUCUUAGCUGGGACUGUUAGAAAGUAAUAAAAUGGCUAUGUCCCAAAAUAUAUAUAUCUGAAAAUGGUUUUCUUGAUAAUUGUUUUCAAAAUCUUAUUUUCUUUUGCCCAAAAUUAUACUACCAAGAUUAUAGGCUGCAGAAUAAACGAAAAGGCUAUGGCUUAAUAUUGAGAUGUAAGGGUAGUUGAACUUAAAUGUAAGGGUGAAGAUGGGGGGUAUUUAAUUUUAUUGAUAACACUUGAAAGAAUAUAAUUAACCCAGUGUUGCAGUCGAGUCAGCUUGAAAUUCAAAGUGAACCCCAAGUAGCGAGGAGCUGUAGAAGUUUUUUAGGCUUCAUGUAGUGAAGUUAUACUUUUGACAAUUCUUCACUGUGUUUCUUAAAAGAUACACGUUAUACUUAUUUUUAUUGAUUUAUUUAGUAUUUAGGUUGAACUUAUCAUUUUGGGAGAAAUUCAUACAAUACAUACAAUGUACCAGUAUGGAUUUCAGAUCUUUAUUUAUUGGCCUAACAUUGUGAUAGUAACAAUAUUAUAAUUGAGCCGUGCCAUGGGAAAACCAACAUAGUGGCUUUGCGACCAGCAUGGAUCCAGACCAGCUUGCACAUCCGUGCAGUCUGGUCAGGAUCCAUCCUGUUCACUAACGGUUUCUUUAAUUGCAUUAGGCUCUGAAAGCGAACAGCAUGGAUCCUGACCAGACUGCGCGGAUGCGCAGGCUGGUCUUUAUCCAUGCUGGUCGCAAAGCCACUAUGUUGGUUUUCCCAUGGCACAGCUCAUAUGGUAUGCGGAAAAAAAAUACUUAUAUUUGACUUGUUACUCAUGACUACGUACUAAUUACACUAACUUGGUUAAGGUUAAGCAAAGCAAAGUUUUUGGAACUAUGAUUAUGUAUUCACCACCCGAACUUGGUUGAAGGUUAGGUGAUAGUUUGAAGCAGUGACUAGGUACUAAUCCUACUAAAUCAAUUAACAUUUCAUGAGAUGCAGUUUCACAUUAACUUCUCAUGGAAUAUGGUGUAGCUCAUUUGAUAACAUACUUAGUUUAAAUGGAUUUCUUAUUAUUACACAUUAGAAGGUUAUGAAGAAAAUUUCUAAUUAAAGGUAUGUCUUUCUUUUUUCUAAUGCCGUAUUUGUCAACUCGGCGCAAAAAGUGAAUAAAUGCUGAGUUACGUUAAUGCAGUUAUCCCGUUUUUGUGCUAACUUGAUGAAUUAUGAUACAUAUCAAGCUUCCAGUUAUAUUCUUCUUCCUUUAGUUUUAUUAAUACCAUAUAUAAACAGGUUGUUAUUUAGACAAUUUGUGUAGCCAGCUUUGUAUGCAAGUUGUCUUGUUAAACCAGUUGUGGCAAAUUUUAUAUUUUAAAGCUAGUAGUGUUGAAAAAUGUUUUUAAGCAUUCCAGGAAGACCAUUUGUAUUUUUUAUGUAAAUAUAUAAAACUCGUUUUAUAGAAUCACAUACAUUGUAUAAUUGACAUUAUACAUUAUGUAAAACAUAACUUUAUAUACAUUCUAUACCAGAUGGUUAUGGAAAAAAUAAAUAUUUUAUAGCAAUA